AUGGCAGUGCCCAUCCCCGCGCGCCCCGACGCCCGUGGUGCUCCUGGGGAUCUGGCACGCAGCCCUUCCUUGGCCACAUCGGUCGGAUCGGUGCCAUCCUCGACAGCCUCGGCGCUGCACAACAUUAAGCUCCUGACGGCGCUUCGUUCCGGCAACCCAGCCGAUGUCCAGCCGUUCCUCGAUGAACUCAAGAACGCGCCACAAGAAUCCUCUGCCGGACGUGUCCUUGGGAUGGCCGUCCAAGUCGCCUCUGGUGUGUACUGGUAUGACACGGGGGACACUGCGUCCGUCUACGGAGCUUGGAGACUGCCCAUCAUCGAGCUCGUCCUCAAGUCGCCAAACGUGCCCAACCCCAACGUCCCCGUCGCACCUGGCACCACGGCCACAGCUCUCCACGUCGCGAGCGAGAUUGGCCGUCCCGAAGCAGUUGCCCUUUUGCUCAGCGACCCGCGCGUCGACGACACGCUCAGAGACGAGAAGGGACGCACGCCCCUGGAGUGUGCCGCCAACCAGGACGUGGCCACUCUCAUCGAGGAUUCCCGCUCAACCCACCAAGUCCGUUUUAUGAACCUCUUGACCGCAUACGUCGCCAGUCCCCUGAGCUCCGUCGAGGAGAGUUCCAACAUUGCCACUUUCCUGAACGAACCCCGCUCCGAAGCCGUCAAUCUGAACGCCCUCGACGAGCGGACUGGCACCAGCCUGCUCCACGAGGCUGCACGUCGUCGUGACCUGCGUCUUGUGGAGCUCGUGGUGAAGAAGGGAGCAGACGUGUUUGUCCGUGACCGCCGCGGCCGUCGCGUCCUGGAGCACGACAAGAGCGCCGACGAGCGCAUCAAAGCGUACCUUCGUCAAUUUAGCAACCAGGACAGCGUCGUGCAGCCCAAGAGCGAUGGCCGCCCGCCUGACCUCAAGGGCUUCCUGUCCAAGUGGGUCAACUACCGCCAGGGAUGGAAGACUCGCUGGUUUGUCCUCGAGAACGGCGUGUUGAGUUAUUACCGCAACCGCGAGGACGAGCACAUUGCCUGCCGCGGUUCCAUUGCGCUCGCCACCGCCUACCUCCACCCCUCGAUUGAUGGCAGCCGCUUCGAAGUGAGCUCGGCCGUGACCACCUCCGUCCCCAAGAUUGUUGUCAAGUCGAGCGCUCGUGGCGAGAUUGCUCGUUGGGUCCAGGCCAUCCGUCUCAACAUGGAGUUUUACCAGCACGGCGGGUCCAAGACCAGCCCGGCUCCGUCGUCGCGCGACCCUACCGGCAAGGGCAAGUACACCCCCAGCCUCUACUCCAACCAGGACCGUGCUGCCCUUGGCACGCAGAUCAGCGAGCUUCCUCCUGCCGACGGUUUCCUCCACCCUGGCCUGAAGCGUUCCCCGACUGCCCUCAGCGGUAUCAGUGUCAAUACAAAUGUCGGGAAACCCCAGGGCAUGCGGCAGGUGUCGUCGCCCAUGUCCACGACAUCUCGCCGCCUCAAGCAGCAUACCGCUCUGGGGCUCGGCAUUGACCAUGACACUGGCAGUGAUGGCGCAUCGACCAGUGACGAGGCCAGCGGCGAUGAAAAGGACUCCGAGACCAUUCCCCACGAGUCCGAGUAUGAGCUGUCGAUGAGGGAGCUCACUGCUCAACUCGAGGCCACGGAGCAGCUUGUCGGUUCCAUUGUCACCCCUCCUUCUUCGUCUCAAGGCUCGCCCGACCCGUCACGCAGCUCCGCUCCUGUCUCGUCGUCGCGCCAGCAUGAAGUCAAGAACGCCCUUCGCGAGUCGCUCUCCACCAUUCAGCGCCUUGUCGCCCGUCAGGGGCAGAUGACCCAGGACCGCGAAAAGUACUACGAGAGCCGCAUCAAGCGCGAAGUGAACGCUCGCAAGCUGUGGGAGGAGAACCUCCUUGCCGUUGCGCAGCAGCAGCAGGAGACCGAUCGCCAGCUCACCGAGGCGGCCAAGGACAAUGAAAAGAAGCGGCGUGCGCUGCGCCAGGCGCGCAGUGUUCUUGCCGACAUUAGUGCCAGCCAGCCCACGUCCCCCAAGAUUGAGGGCGAGGACGGCGGCUAUGUUGCUUCCCCUGGCAUCAUGGAGAGUGACUUUGCGCCGGCGCUCCCUCCUGCGCUCUUGCAGCACACUCUGCGUAGUUCCAUCUCGCGUGGAUCCAUGUCGCGCCAGUCUAUUUCGCGCGGGUCUCUUUCCCGCCACUCGGUCUCGCUGUCCAAGAACUACUCGCGCCAGUCGCUCAGCAUACACGAUGUCGACAAGGUCGUCGCGGCCAUGGACGAGUCGGAGGAUGACGAUGACGAGUUCUUUGACGCCAUCGAAACCAACACGAUUCCCAACCUCAAGCUCUACGACUCGAUCGCCCACCCAGAGCGUCCUGCUACUCCUACGGCCCCCCCACCGCACGCGGAGAUUACCCCGGCCAACGAGCACACCAUUGCCACCUACCUCGCCCGCGACAGUCUUGAGCCAUACAGCCACGUCCGCCACAAGCUGCCCAUUGACGACGACAAGCGUCCUGGUGUCAGCCUUUGGAGCAUUCUCAAGUCGUCCAUCGGCAAGGAUCUUACCAAGAUUACCUUCCCUGUCAACUUCAACGAGUGUACCUCCAUGCUGCAGCGCAUGGCCGAGGACAUGGAGUAUGACGCCUGUUUGACGGUUGCUGCCGGGGAGAAGGACCCGCUCAAGCGUAUCGCCUUUGUCGCCGCCUUUGGCAUGUCCAACUACUCGUCGACCAUUGGCCGUAUCGCCAAGCCCUUCAACCCCAUGCUGUCUCAGAGUUUCGAGUACGCCAUCCCUAACCGCUACCGUUACAUCUCCGAGCAGGUCUCGCACCACCCUCCCAUCUCGGCGUGCUACUGCGAGGCCCCCACUUGGAAGUACUAUGGCGAGGUCGAUGCCAAGAACAAGUUCCAGGGCCGCUACUUUGAGAUUCGCCCCACGGGUGUCGCGCACUGUGACCUGAUCAUCCCCAGGGCAUGGGUCAAGGACGGCGACAAGUACCCCGACGCCGGACCCGAGUACCCGGAGGGCUACGUUGUCGAGCACUAUUCGUGGAAGAAGGUCAUCACCAACGUGUCCAACUUUAUCAUGGGUAACCCGCUCAUCGACCACUACGGUGACUUGACCGUCACCAACCACCGUACCGGCGAGACGUGUACCCUCACGUUCAAGCCGCGUACCUGGCGCGGCAAGGACGCCUUUGAGAUCAAGGGCGAGGUGUACGACAGGCAGGGCGAUUCGCAGUGGGAGAUUGCAGGACGUUGGGACUCGCAGCUUAUUGCCCGCCGCACGGGUAUUGCCUCGGAGCCCCUCGAGUCCAACGAGGAAGUCGACCACGAGGACACGACAGAGUACAUGCAGCUGUGGCGCAACACCACCAAGCCCAAGGCUCCCUUCAACCUCACCCCUUACGCCGUCACCCUCAACGACAUUCCCAAGGGUCUGGAGGCCUACCUUGCGCCCACCGACUGUCGUCUGCGUACCGACAUGCGCGCGUUCGAGAACGCCGAGUACGAGCGUGCGCAGUCACUCAAGACUGCCAACGAAGACCACCAGCGCGCGACCCGCAAGCUUCGCGCCGAAGGCAAGCUGCCGCAACACGAGCCGCGGUGGUUCAACCCCGUCACCGACCCCGACUCGGGCGAGCGCCUGUGGAUGCCCAAGCGCGCCGACGACGGCGAGGUCAAGUUCUGGCACGACCGCGAGGCACAGGGCAGCCUGCCGGCAGGGCAGAAGUGGAGCGAGGUGGAGCACAUCUUCGUUGACGACCAGUAA
This is a messenger RNA of Apiotrichum porosum, 3753 nucleotides long. RefSeq lists its product as uncharacterized. Gene Ontology annotation, cellular component: cytosol; nuclear envelope; intracellular membrane-bounded organelle. The record is from RefSeq and is a predicted model, not a curated record. NCBI's taxonomy places the organism in Eukaryota, Fungi, Basidiomycota, Tremellomycetes, Trichosporonales, Trichosporonaceae. Bases 1 to 3753 code for a protein of 1250 amino acids. Gene Ontology annotation, biological process: exocytosis; endocytosis; maintenance of cell polarity. Gene Ontology annotation, molecular function: protein binding; sterol binding. The transcript is spliced from 9 exons.